Molecule: messenger RNA, 1377 nt
Organism: Rhododendron vialii
Lineage: Eukaryota; Viridiplantae; Streptophyta; Magnoliopsida; Ericales; Ericaceae
Product: F-box/kelch-repeat protein At3g23880-like
Exons: 3
Coding region: 1-1377 (458 amino acids)
Molecular function (GO): protein binding
Source: RefSeq, a predicted model, not a curated record
AUGGCAAAGAGGGGGGUGAACAAAAAGAGUCGUUCGGGUCAACCACCACCGCGGAACAGAAGGGCUAGUGCUGCCGCAGCCGCCACCAUCUCAGAACUUCCAGAUGAUGUAAUUUUCGACAUUCUAGUAAAAACGCCUGAUAUCAAGUCCAUCAUUAGGUGCAAAGGAGUAUGCAAGAAGUGGCGCAAAAUGAUUCUCCAACCCUACUUCGCCAAAUCGCUUAUCUCGAGCGGGUCUCUUCCUCUCAGUCUUAUCUUCUAUAGUCCCUCUAACGGCCCCACAAACCCCGCUCACUUCGGCAUUCUCGAGCUUGACGACGAUGACCUUGCCAGUUUAGGCCGCCAAAACGCAGCUGUGACAUUCAGAUCUGAGAUUUACAUCCCCCAUGAGGGCUAUAAAGGACGAGUAAUAGGAGCAUGCAAUGGGUUAGUUUGUUUGCGUGUUGAUAAGGAUAUUGUGGUGUGUAACCCAAUUCUUCAAGGACAACCACCUUUUGUCCUUCCAAAACUGCCAGAACUGACACAUUAUAGGUCAAGAUUCGGGUUUGGGUUUAGUCUAUUGAGUGAUGAAUAUAAGGUCUUGAGAUGUAAUGAAGCGCAUGGAGGCCAUAUCCUAUCGUUUGCGGUUUUUACCAUUGGGAGGGAUGAUACAUGGAGGAGGGUAUACAGAGGGCACGACGGAAAACCAUUCCCUCGCAGUUGUACGUCCCUUGGUAUUGAUUUUGUUUUUGUGAAUGGUGCACUUUAUUGGGUAGGGCGGGACAUGGCUUCAAGAUUAAGCUUAUGCUAUUUUGAUGUGGAGAAUGAGGAAUUGGGAAGUACUCUCUCCUUGCCUUGUCAAAUCGAUGGUAUCGUGCAUCUUGGAGUUUUGGAUAAGUUCUUAUACGUUUUCGAUGUCCAUUGGCCGAGCCAUGUUAAUGUGUGGGUGAUGAGAGAUUACAUACGUACGGGAGCUUGGACAUGGAAAUGGGUUCUUAAGCUACCAUAUCCUCGUGGGCUAGUUGGACCAAUCCAACCGAUACAAAUUUUGAAAGAUGGAACCGUAUUGAUGAUUCUGAAUAAAUUUAUUGCCGAUGAAAACAAAUACGGCAAAGUUCUUGCAUCUCAUAAUCCUCAAACAGGUUUAACAGAGAUCAUUAAGUAUCACGAAGUUCUAUUUUGGACAGAAUCAAUUGCUCAUACACCAAGCUUCCUCUGCCCACCUUGGUUGCUACGAAGGUGGUGGUUGAAGGUGGUAGAGCAUGGUAGUGGCGGUGGAGGCGAAGCGUUUGAGUAUGUACAUGUAGUGAUGGUAGCUAGUGGCGGCUGGAGGGGUGGUGGUGGUGGUAGAGUGGUGAUGAUAAUGAUUGUGGUGGCGCCGUGGCGGUGCGAAAGGUAG